AUGCCCGGCUCAGCAAUGGGCCGGCCGCGGAGCACAGGCACAGUCAGGGACGCGGGCGCGCCGGCAGCUGCUGUCAGCGUCGACGCAAGCGGCACAAUGCGACGCAGACGUCCGUGGAGCGCUGCUGCUGUGCCGCCGUCGGCGACGGCUCAGCAGCAGCAGCAGCAUCUGGUUGAGGCGCCGCGUCACAAGUUGCAUUCCAAGCGAAGUCCGCUUCCAGCCAAGCACAACAAGUCUUCCCUGGACUCUAGCGAGGAUCCGCAACGGCCGCAGAUGCAUUCGGCGGCAAUUGCCAUUGAAAUUGAUGCGGCCACCGUAACGGAGAACAACAGCAGCACGGCCACCUCCAAUUUUCCAUACAAGGUGGCCAGCGAGGGCGGCGGUGCGCCCAUGAAUCUAUUGCCGCUCUGCGAGAAGCAUCGCCAGCGACGACGCGCCUCCCUCAACUCCAAUACGACCAUUGAAACCGAUGAGCUGUCGCGCGACGAAGAGCCCGAGGAUGAGGAGCAGCUGACGCCCUCAACGUGCGCCGUGCAGCCCAGCAGCAGCUCGAGCAGCACAGCGCGCGCCUUUGCUGGUGCUGCACCGCCGCGGAACGAGUGCGUCCGGAUUAAGCGCAAGCGUUUCGUGCCCGACGCCAUGCAGGAUUAUUGCAGCAGCUGCUCGCGCUGCUCCAGCUGCAGCUGCGACCAGGCGCGCACCAGCUCCUGUAGCAGCCUGGACGAGGAUCUGGCACACGAGCUGACCGUCGCCGCCGACUGCCAUCGCUGCAUGGCAGCCGAGCAGCAGGCGGGCCAUAGUCGACCCGGCAGCAGCCUGAAGAGUUUUUGCUCCUGCCACACGAACAGCUGCUGCUGUGCCCGCGAAUCGUUCUGCACGGCCGCGGAUCACACAAUUGUUAGCACGCCGACGCACAGCAGCACCUUGACGCCGCUGAGCACACAGCAGGAGCAGACAAUGACCGAACAGGAUCUGAAUGCCAUAACCGAUGCGGACGCCUCAUCGCUAAGCCAAUCCGCCGAAUACUUUUCACUCUCCUCCGCCGUGGGCGGCAGCAAAGUAGCCGAGGAGCAGGCCAGCAGCAGCUGCGGCUACAACGAGAACAAUGCCAACAAACCCGUCUCGCUGGUCGCCUGGCCAGCCAUCGAUGUCAAUGCCCUGCUGCAGCAGACCAUACGCAAGACCGCCGCCGUGCUGCAGGAGGCGACGCCAGUCAAGCGUCGCAUGCCGCUCACACCCCAGCUGCCACGUCCAGGCGUUCCGGCGCCGCCGGGCAGCAACGACAGCUCCUCGGCCACCCUAACGCCCAGCAUCAUCAGCGUCAAGCAGCCAACCGCCGUAACCACACGCAACGGCAUUACCAAUACAUCAACGCUGCCAGCUGUGCGCACGUUGCGCGGCGGCAAAUACUCGCCGGUAACGGAUCCGCUGCAGCGACGCUCCCAGGAGAUCAUACUCUAA
Molecule: messenger RNA, 1461 nt
Organism: Drosophila novamexicana
Lineage: Eukaryota; Metazoa; Arthropoda; Insecta; Diptera; Drosophilidae
Exons: 5
Coding region: 1-1461 (486 amino acids)
Source: RefSeq, a predicted model, not a curated record